UUCUCUCCACAUGCAAACCAUUUGCAUAAAUAAUUUGCAAUUCUCGUUCUUUGUGCUUCAUCUUGUGUAUAAAAGCCAUCAUCUCCAUGCCAUAAGGUUUAGUCAUUGAUCUCUAUGCUGUGGUUGUGCUUUGUUUAAAUUUUUAAAAUGAAAUCUUUAAAAUCUUUCAUUAAUUUUGCACUAUUUUGCAGUGUUUUAGUGAUAAUUAGUAAUGUCAGUGAAGCACAGGACACUAAGACGAACUCUACUACUGCAAAGGGGCGUCAAAACUUCCCUCCAGUUGAAGAAAUCGGUUCUUAUGGUGUAGAAAAAUUGCUAAAUUUGAAUCCCACAGACAUGUUGGAAUAUAUUAAUGAAUUUUGCUCUCGUGGUGCUCAAAUUAACAAUGCAGCCGCAUUUGACUACAAAGAUAUCAGUUUAACUCUCUACGAUGGCAAGGAAAAUACUCCCUUCCUUUUAACUAAUAUGGGAAAUUUAAUGCAACAUCCUUCAUUCAAUAAGACGCAAAAUGUGGUUGUUUUCGUCCCUGGAUGGCUAAGUAAUUUGCAGGAGAGUCCAAAUGCUGCAGCUGAUACAAUCUACAAAGCCUACGAAUGCCGAGGAUCUACUAAUUUUCUCGUAAUGGAUACAACAAAGCAGAUCAAUACGUUGGGAGCUUCAACAGCCGAAAACACCCUCAAUAUGGGACAAUAUCUCGCCAAUGCCCUCAAGGACCUCACAGAAAGCAUCAAGAUCAGUCAAAUCCAUCUAAUAGGUCACAGUUUAGGGGCCCACAUUGUAGGAGCUGCUGGGAGAUUUUUCAAAUCAAUAACAGGCAAGAAUCUCCCAAGAAUAACUGGCCUUGAUCCAGGAAGGGUGUGCUUCGUGGAACAAAAUGGGAAUUUUGAUCUUGAACGCGGUGAUGCAGAUUUUGUGGACAUCAUUCACACCAAUCCCAAUAGUUUAGGCAAGGAAGAAACAAUUGGGAAUGCUAAUUUCUACCCCAAUGGCCUUAACCUCAUGCCUGGAUGCAAUGAUGCUAUUUGCUCCCACAAAAUGGCUUGGCGCUACUACGCUGAAAGUGUCUAUCCGAGUAAUAAAUUUGGAUUUUCAGGAAAGAAAUGUUUAACAGAAAACUUGAGGAAUCUCACAAAUACGGACUGUGGAGGACAGAGUGAACCAAUGGGCUAUGCUACACCUGCAACAGCUACGGGAAAUUAUUUUCUCCAGACAAACCCUAAAGAACCCUACGGGAAGAAUUCUAAGAAUGACAAAAAGUGUGGCAUUGUAGAGGCCAAUAUAAUUGAUAUCUUUUCAAGUAUAGCCACUGCAGAACGUACUGAUAGUCCUGAUAAUUUACCUGUUUGGAGUUGAAGGAAAUCCUUAUUUUUCUAAUACAAUUAAAUUAUUUUUAAGGCUUAUAAAAUGCCGGUUCUUAACCUUUCAAAGGCUAAAAAGUUUGAGAAAAAGUUCUUCCAUUAAAUUCUUUUUUCAGUUAAAUCGAAUUUUCUUCUCAAAUUAAUUUUUGAUUUAAUUUUCAAGCUUGUAAUGUUUUUGUGAAAGAAAUUAAUUCUCUUAAGGCAAAAUUAAAGACUAGAGUUCUUUUGUAACUUAUCGAAAAGAUCAAAAUGUACGUUAAUUUAAAAGUUAAAAAAUACUUUAGGCUACAAAAUAAAUGUUAUUUUAUGAAAUAGGAUAAAAUUUUUAAUAAAUUUGAAACACUUUAAGGAUU
Molecule: messenger RNA, 1711 nt
Organism: Lutzomyia longipalpis
Lineage: Eukaryota; Metazoa; Arthropoda; Insecta; Diptera; Psychodidae
Product: vitellogenin-1-like
Exons: 2
Coding region: 148-1353 (401 amino acids)
Molecular function (GO): lipase activity
Source: RefSeq, a predicted model, not a curated record